Messenger RNA from Branchiostoma floridae (Florida lancelet), 561 nucleotides. Its product is annotated as gamma-aminobutyric acid receptor subunit beta-2-like. NCBI's taxonomy places the organism in Eukaryota, Metazoa, Chordata, Leptocardii, Amphioxiformes, Branchiostomatidae. Gene Ontology annotation, cellular component: membrane; neuron projection; GABA-A receptor complex. The record is from RefSeq and is a predicted model, not a curated record. Gene Ontology annotation, molecular function: GABA-A receptor activity; neurotransmitter receptor activity; extracellular ligand-gated monoatomic ion channel activity. The transcript has 4 exons. Gene Ontology annotation, biological process: regulation of membrane potential; signal transduction; nervous system process. Bases 112 to 561 code for a protein of 149 amino acids.
GAGAAGAUUGCUUUCCUGGGAGAAGACACCUUGAAGCUCUGGCGUCCGGACACAUUCAUCAAGAAUGGGCAAGGGUCCCGUUUCCAUGACGUCACCAAGGACCAACAGAUCAUGCAUGUAUUCAGAGACGGGAGAGUACUUUAUAAGCUAAGAUUAACUACCAUCGCUUCGUGCUGGAUGAAGAUGCAACUGUUCCCGUUUGAUACUCAAAACUGCACCCUGCUGUUUGAAACAUAUGGCUACACUACCUCAGACGUCGCCUACUACUGGUACAGGGGAAGGCAAUCCGUCCGAGGCUUCAGCAAAAUUAGUCUGGCUGAUUUUGUGAUUGAAAACUUUGACUUCCUCACGACUACGUCAACAUACAGCACUGGGAGUUUUUCAGGAUUGACGGUUUUCUUCGUUAUUCGGAGGAAUAUGGGACACGUAGUGGCGGAGACGUAUAUCCCAGCAGGCUUCAUUGUGGGUCUUUCCCUGGCUGUCGUCUGGGUCGCCCCCGAUGAGUCAAACGCCAGAAGUCUUCUACAGCCACUCCGGCCGAAAGAACAAAUCAAUAAGUGA